AUGUAUGUAAUUGAUGUGAUACUAUUUGGCAAAAUGGCGGAUGACUCGAACAGAGUGUCUACAGUGAAGAAACAUCACCAGCAGGCAAAUUUAAAUUAUAAUAGGCCAAAGUACCGAGAGGCUCGUUGGGAAAGGGCAGUAAAGGUUUACACCAUAAAUCUGGAGUCAAAGUAUGUUCUGGUCCAGGGUAUUCCUGCUGUGGGUGCGAAAAAGGAACUCUUGGAGCUCUUUGCACUCUAUGGAGCUAUUGAUGAGUAUCGCAUCUUAGAUGACUACCCAACAGAACCUUUCACUGAAGUUUACUGGAUCAAGUUUCAAAGAAUCAAUUCAGCAAGAACUGCAAAAAAGAAGUUGGAUAACAGGUCAUUUUUUGGAGGCAUUUUGCAUGUGUGUUAUGCACCAGAAUUUGAAACAGUUGACGACACAAGAGAAAAACUCCAAGAAAGAAGAAAAGUCAUUGCCAAAAAGACAAGAGAAUUAUUUGGUGCACAAGAGAAAGCAUGUACAACAAAAGUUGCACCCAUUGCUGCCUCCUCAACCAAGAGGUCUAGAGAGGAUUUCAAUGAAACAAUCUCAGCUUCAUCCUCAACUGAGACUACUGCUUCAAUUCCAGACCCCUCUGGUCCAUCAAGAGGCUUGUCACACGGAAUAAAUUACUCAAUGUACACAAUGUCUUCAAGUUCCACGUUCAAUUACCCAACCCUUCCACCACCCCCUCAACAUGUUCAUCCAUACCAAUAUCCCCCUCCCCCACCCCCAUGGGAAUUACCCCGUGUACCAUCAGCACAUGCAACACUUCCAGCCUAUUUACAAAAUUUCCCCCCUCCUCCCCCUCCCCCUCCCCCUCCCCCACCACCUCCACCUCCACCUUCUCCUCCCCCUAAAUUCCAUUCUGUAGAAUCACGCACUUGCCAUGAUACAGGUGCAAACAAAAGUGAAGUUCCAAGACAAGGGAAGGCCUUUACUGUUUAUAUGUCAAAAGUCGUGAUUGGACCACAACUUGAAGAGGGGUCUUCUUCAAGCAAGUCUUCACUGACUGGUGAUGACUCACUUGAUAAAACUGCCUACACUAUAAGAAACAAAAUUCAAAAGCUCUCAGGAGCAUGUCAGAGUACAAAUAACAUUUCAUCUUCAGCUGAAGAAAAUGUGCAGCUUCAUAUUAUUCAGAAUCCUGGUGAAUCUACACUGUCAUCUAUUCCAAAAACAAAAAGGAAAAGAAUUUGAGAUGCUCAGAAUAAAUACUUUGAGUCCAUGUAGUUCCUUAUCUAGACAACAGCCAUCAAACCCACUGCAAAUGCACACCUCUGUAACUAUUUUAAACUACAAAAAAAAAAUAAUAGAAAAUGGAACAAAUGAGAUACAUGCCCCAGGGUAUGGGAAGAAAAUGGAGGUCAACAAGCAAGGAAAGUUGGUUAUAUCUAUUCUUUCAGGUAAAGUGUU
Pocillopora verrucosa is the source of this 1440-nucleotide messenger RNA. NCBI's taxonomy places the organism in Eukaryota, Metazoa, Cnidaria, Anthozoa, Scleractinia, Pocilloporidae. The record is from RefSeq and is a predicted model, not a curated record.